GUCACUUGACUUAAAUACAACCACUCUGAGGUGUGUAUUGCUUGUAACCACAAGGUGAAAGUCCAUUUAGCUAUUUGAAUCAACAUGAGGAUGAAAAGGAAAAGUUGUAAUUUCAAAAUAAUCAUCAGUAUGGAUUAUUGUGUCGUUGUGAACACUAUGCUGAAGUCAGUGAAUUACAACAGUAACAACAUGUUUUCUUUGACAAUUGGCUAAAGUAUUCAAUUUGUUAAACAUAUUAUCAGCAAGUGUUUAUAGAAAGCACUGAAAGGGAUACAUGUCAUAUCGGAUACCUUCAGGGAGAAUCUCAACCGUGCCUCACGCCAGCCUCAUAGGAGAAUCUCAGCCGUGCCUCACGCCAGCCUCAUAGGAGAAUCUCAGCCGUGCCUCACCUGCCAGCCUCAUAGGAGAAUCUCAGCCGUGCCUCACGCCAGCCUCAUAGGAGAAUCUCAGCCGUGCCUCACGCGAGCAUCAUAGGAGAAUCUCAGCCGAGCCUCACGCCAGCCUCAUAGGAGAAUCUCAACCGUGCCUCACGCCAGCCUCAUAGGAGACUCUCAGCCGUGCCUCACGCUAGCAUCAUAGGAGACUCUCAGUCGUGCCUCACGCCAACCUCACAGGCGAAUUUCAGUCGUGUUUCGAGUAAGCCGCGCUGAAAAAAUUGCACAAAUAUAUAGUCCCGUUGUCCAUGUACAUUCCCAUCAUGGAACAUGAGCCUGUGCCAUGUACAUGUAGAGGUCUCUCAGUCUUCUGCAAAGAUGGACAGAUAUUUUGGUCCUCUUUGUCUAUAUCAACGACCAUACUUGUUGUGCUGAGCCUUUUCACCUUUCCCCAAGUGUACCAGGGAAAGAAAUUUACGGAGCAGGAGAUCGUCUACACGACUGCUGUUUUCGCCGUGUGUCUGGUGACAAUAGCAGCAGCCAUCACCUGUCGAAUGUACGGUCAUAAAAUGGAUAAGACAACCACAAAGGGCGGCAACAACAAAAACAACAUCAGAAGGAUGAUGCAUAAGUUAAAUGAGCUCUGUGCUGGUAUCUUCCAAACCGUCCUGGGAAAACAGAAGAAGAGGACAGUGCUUGCUGAAGUGACCGUCUAUCAACGAUCGUCUAAAAUGGCGCCAGAAAUCGCAAGUCCUGUUGUAAGUACAUUAUACAUUCCGAUGUCACCGUCAACGUUCGUCUGACUACAUGAAGAGAUUCCAAUACUUGGUCGUCCGGUCAACCAACAAUUUCUUAUCCUUUGCAAAGCUUUGCAUACUAGUUGCUGUCAUGUUUUAAAGGCGUAUAUGAAGUCUGAGAUGGAUGGAGACACUAAUUUAAACACACAUAAGUCAGAUAUCAUACGCCGUAUGGGAUUGUAUGGCUGUGUCCGUAUCACAUGUAUACGUUGAUGUUACGUGAAUAUGAUACACAACUGUGAAUAUCAUAUAGUUCGCUGGGUAAAGAUGAUAUACAUAUUUUGUUGUUGGGUAAAUACGAUACUUUAAUAUAGAUAAUUUGAUUGUUGGGUGAAUAUAAUAUAGAUACAUGUAUUUGGUCGUUGGGGAGGUUUUUGGCAGUUGGGUGAAUAUAAUAUAGAUACAUGAAUUUGGUCGUUGGGGAGUUUUUUGGCAGUUGGGUGAAUAUAAUAUAGAUACAUGUAUUUGGUGGUUGGGGAGUUUUUUGGCAGUUGGGUGAAUAUAAUCUAGAUACAUGUAUUUGGUCGUUGGGGAGUUUUUUGGCAGUUGGGUGAAUAUAAUAUAGAUACAUGAAUUUGGUCGUUGGGGAGUUUUUUGGCAGUUGGGUGAAUAUAAUCAAGUUAUUUGGUUGCUACGGGAAUGUCUAGGAUACAUUGGAAUCAAUACAAGGUUGUUGGAUAAAUUUCGGUUGUUAGAUAAUAUGUCUAUUGUAUAGAGGUAGUUCUAUAUAAGAGUCAUAUCAUCCAAUAAUUAUUGUACUUCAGUAAAUAAUUUUCAAAAAUAAUGCAUUGGUUAAUAGAUGUCACGUGAUGACCCACCAACUUCUUAAGAGGGUCAAUAUCACUUUAGAGGAAAAACAUGGCGACGUCUAUGUCCAGAAAAUAAAAGUUUCACAAACAGUAAUUUCCAAGUACAGUCUCGAUGUUUCUCAGUCAAUACAACAUGGUAAGGUAAUGCGAGUUGUCUUCCCUAGUUUAUGUAAAAUAAAUGGAAAAGUCUUAAUGUUACAACGUCAGUGACUGUCAACAUGGAGCGGUUUGGCACACAGCAGAACUGAAUACAAAAAAUGCAAAAUAGCCUAUCAACAAAGAGUUAAUAAAAAAACACGCUGUCAUGUCUUUGUAGGAUAAAAAAGCGGGAAAAGGUGGAAUGCCCAUUUCGAAGAGCAUGUUUGUAUAACGGUUAUAUGGAGGUCACCACUGACAGCUCUAAACUGUUUUCAUUCCAGACAAAAAAGUUAAAAGAUGCGAUAAAUUUGUAUUCUAGCCGAGAUUACAGAAUUAGAAUACGUAAUGUAUACAUGAUGAAUCUUACUGACGUAGUGUAGCCAGUUAUCAUGCCAUACAACACCAAGUCCGGUAUUUACACAAUAUGACAAUACAAGAUGUUGUAGCCAGUACAUUCGGCUAACCUCGGCCGAUUCUACGUUGGAAGGAACUGGAAUCGGGGCGAGGUGUUCCGAAUGUCUAACUAGAUGUAGAUCUGCCGAGGUGUGCCGAAUGGUAGCCAGUAGUCAAGACUCCUUUUUGGCUGGAACUUUAUCGAUUGCUAUCUACUCAUCAUAUCAACGAAUUGCAAAAAGAAAUAAUACAUUAUCCCAGUAACAAAAAACUCCGUUUUGACCGAAAAUCAACGGCUCUUAUCCACUAAUAGAUUGAAAUGAGAAUAUGUUUUAGCGCUAUUUUACUCUAUGAUAAUGUGAUUUUAUUAUUCUGUCCUUAAAUUCGUUUUGUCCACAAUUGUUAUUAGGUUCACAUUUUCAGAAAUUGAACAUGUAUACGGUAUAACAACGAGUAUGUCGUGCUGAACAUAUUAACUGCAUAUGAAGAAUAACUAUAAGUAUGAAAUGAAUGCAAUACAACAAGUACCCAUCUGACGUCAGAGAUUGCAGUCGUUUAUUGCACGAUAGGAUCUUUGUCCCUCGUGCUGUCUAAGACAUCAUAUGAACACGUGUGUUUAGCAGUAUUUCAUAUAAAUUACUGUGAACUACGUAUUUUUGCGGUAGUCUUAUACUUAUAUUCUCCAACAAAUCAAUUUACAUUGUAUUUAAACUGUGCGCUGUAUAUAGGCAUAUUACAAUUAUAUGCAGAACUUAUUCACCUAUCAAGACUUUAAAGAUGACAUAAUAGAUACUGUAACGGUACCUAUUUAACAGUAGUCUUAAUUUAGCGCUUUUCGCGCUUUUUAUGUUGUGCUAAGUCAUCAAUGCGAAAUGAACACAGGGCUCAUAUUAAGGAAAAUUCCGUGUCGCCAAUUGGUUCUGGUAUGAAAAUAUUGUGUCGCCAAACUGAGUUUUUAUGUCGCCAAUUGUUGACGCUCACACGACCUUCAGUGUAUAUUUCAGACAAAGGAUUUAUCAAGAACUAAUCCACUAUAUAUAUUCAUUCUAGUUUCUUCUUUUGUUUCAUAUGUAUUAUUAGCAGAAUGCUAGUUCAAGAGAAAAACAGAAAAGACAACAGUGUAUUCAAACUUCUAUUAUUCUCUCUCAUCAUCUGUAAUACUUUAUUUUCAUAUUUUUUUUUUAUCAAUUCAACAAUGCUUUUUAAGGUUUUCAGACUAAACAAUACUACAUUUAAUCUUCAAUUCACUUUUAUAUCCCUUCAUUAUAUAUGGGGCAAAGAAGAAAUUCCAACAGCGUGGGGUUCGUAUCCUACGGACAUACCUCCAUUAGGAUCCAGUGUUAUAUGGGAUUUUACCGUCUAUAUUACUUCUUUGACCCAUACCUUCAUUAUAUAGGUAUACAUAUUCAAGAAAUAAAUACUAUUGACAAUACUGUCUUAUUAUUUUGCUGAGCUACAAAGUCACUUAUGUCCAACAGUUUAACCCAAAACCUUGAUGCACAUGUCACAAUACUGUUAUCAUCAUCUCAUUGGGAUUUAUAUACCUUUACCACGCCUGUCAAUUUCCCGAUUUGGGUUAAAAACCUAUCAUCUUUUUGGGGGAAUGGUUUGAGGUCAACCACUGGGCGUUUGGGAACUUUUAAUGUAUCUAAAAUAUGUACUACUAAUUAACAUCUAGUUGAUGGCAAGAAAACAACAAAGGAUGAGUGUCUAUAAGGCCCUUUUUUGGCCCCGGAAUAUUCGGAUUUUCACCUCCUUAAUUUGU
Molecule: messenger RNA, 4276 nt
Organism: Mizuhopecten yessoensis (Yesso scallop)
Lineage: Eukaryota; Metazoa; Mollusca; Bivalvia; Pectinida; Pectinidae
Exons: 5
Coding region: 683-1177 (164 amino acids)
Source: RefSeq, a predicted model, not a curated record